AUCUCUCACGCGCUACCUCUGAGACUCUUCUCAGUCGCUUCAUUCCUCUAAAAAACCAAACCCUAAUCAUUCCCUUCAAACCACAAUCUUUUCCGAAGAAGACCCAAACUGAGCUCCGAUCAUGGCCUUCUCACUCCGCGCUUUAUCCAAAUCCAGGCAGUUGUUUGCCAGUCGAGCCAUUCUACAACAGGAGCAUGCAGUUCCAGUCCGCUUCUUUGCCAAAGAAGCUGGCCGCUCUACUGUUCUUAAGGGAGAUGAGAUGUUGAAGAACAUUUUUCUGGAGGUCAAGAAGAAAUUUGAUACAGCCAUGGAUGUGCUUCGGGCAGAGAAGAUCACGAUUGAUCCUGAGGAUCCAGCUGCAGUAGCUCAUUAUGCUAAGGUCAUGAAAACAGUGCGGGAGAAGGCAGAUUUAUUCUCAGAAUCUCAGCGCAUCCAAUAUACUAUUCAGACAAAGACACAAGAUAUCCCAGAUGCCAGAACAUAUCUGCUGACAUUGAAGGAAAUAAGAAUAAAGCGAGGUCUCACUGAUGAACUUGGUGCUGAGGCUAUGAUGAUGGAUGCUUUGGAAAAAGUCGAGAAAGAUCUGAAAAAGCCUCUAUUGAGGAAUGACAAGAAAGGAAUGGCUGUUCUCUUGGCAGAGUUUGAUAAAAUCAACAAGAAACUUGGAAUUCGGAAGGAAGAUCUUCCAAAAUAUGAAGAGCAGUUAGAACUCAAAAUUGCAAAAGCACAAUUAGAGGAGCUGCACAAGGAAUGUCACGAGGCAAUGGAUACUCAAAAGAAGCGGGAGGAAUUCAAGGAUGAGGAGAUGGUUGAUCCUAAGUCUUUGGACAUCAGAAACUUUAUCUAAGAAUGCUGGUUUUCCUAACUGGCGACACCUUUUGAGGUCAAAGAAAUGCUUGUGCAAAACAAAUUUAGGGUAUGAGGAGUGCCUCGACUGUUUCAAUAAAGGCACUUGAGAUUUGAGAGUGCGGCAACAUUGGCAGAUUGAUGAGAUAAUCUGAUGUUUUGUAUUUUGGUUGAUUAUUGUUUAUGUUGCCAGGAGAGAACUGGAAUCUGUUGUCACUGGUCGCAUUUAUCAAGUUCCUUGCUUUUUUUCCAA
Molecule: messenger RNA, 1099 nt
Organism: Humulus lupulus (European hop)
Lineage: Eukaryota; Viridiplantae; Streptophyta; Magnoliopsida; Rosales; Cannabaceae
Product: probable ATP synthase 24 kDa subunit, mitochondrial
Exons: 7
Coding region: 122-847 (241 amino acids)
Biological process (GO): pollen development
Source: RefSeq, a predicted model, not a curated record